UAUUGGCCAAUAAUUGCACUAUUGCUUAUUAUUGCAGUGUUCUAAAAUAAAAACUUACAAUGUUGAAUUUACAUUAAUAAAGAAUGGUCUUUAAAUUUAAAGUAGAAUAGUUCUUCUAUGGAAUGCAUAUCUAAAACAAACCGCCGUACAUAUUUAGAAAUAUUAGUAAGAUGGCAAUAUCAGCAAUAUAUUUUAAUAUAACCAAAUCCAAUUAUGCGCAAUUGUUUAAAACAACACUCUGCCUAGCUAUUCCAAAUGUUCAUGCUACAAGGACAAUUAUAUCUUCUACUUACAUUCUACAGAAAAAACUUUCAAUCAAUAACACCAUUGGCAGUACAUUAGAUUCAGUUUCUACAGCUAAGAAAAACCUAAUUUCUGAAAUGAAAUUUGAGUCUGAAAGUCAUGCUGCACCCUUUUGUAAACUGCCAAUUAAAAGUUUACUUCUAAUAUAUAAAACAACUAAACAGGAUCAGGAAAGUGGUUGUUGUAACAACAGGCUGUAUUAUAUUGCUUCUCAUUUGAAGUGCCCACCUGGUAUGUUAAGUGAUCGCCUUGCAAAAAGGUGUUUUAUUUAUAGCUUAUCUUUCGACUGGCUGGAAAAAUCAUUAAAAGUUUUGCUAGAUAAAGGAGUAUCUCCAGAUAGAAUAUUACGAGAUUUGUGGGUGUUAAAAUAUCAUCAUCAAACUAUAGAAGAUAGAUUGAAAAGAAUACAAGAUUUGGGUAUUGACACCCUGUAUCCAUGGAUGGUACGAUGCUCUGAGGAUAUAUUGAAUAGGUAUAUAGAAAUUUACCAAGAAACCAAAAGCAUUUUAGGUAAUGGACUAUCAACAAAGGGUUAUAUAGCUAACCGCUUAAAUACUUCCAUAGAUACAAUAGAUGAAAUAUAUGCUAAAGUGCCAGCAUUUACAAGGAUAAGAGUCAGCAAGGUAAAGAAAUUUUUGGAUUUUCUAUUUGAAGAAGGAUUCACAAUUGAAGAUAUAUUAUGUAAGCCAAGAGUAUUAUGCGCCUCACAAAAAACAGUAAAAGAGAGAUUAGAAAUACUAAGGGGAUUAGGACUAAAAGAUAUCAAUCUCAAUGUUCUAUGUAGAAGUAGAAAAGAUUUUAGAAAAUAUUAUGAGAGUUUACUAACAGUAACCAAGGAUGAAAAAAAGCAAUCAUAAACUUUAAAUAAAAAGACAUUGUUUUAUUUA
Molecule: messenger RNA, 1190 nt
Organism: Pieris rapae (cabbage white)
Lineage: Eukaryota; Metazoa; Arthropoda; Insecta; Lepidoptera; Pieridae
Gene: mTTF
Product: transcription termination factor, mitochondrial
Exons: 6
Coding region: 171-1160 (329 amino acids)
Biological process (GO): termination of mitochondrial transcription; regulation of DNA-templated transcription
Cellular component (GO): mitochondrial matrix
Molecular function (GO): double-stranded DNA binding
Source: RefSeq, a predicted model, not a curated record